AUGACUUUCUGCAACGGUGCCACAAAUCAUAGCAACGGCUCGGAUUCGAAAUGCGCGGACAUUGCAAAUCCCCACAGCUCCAAGUUUACAACUUCCGGGAAUCCUAUCUCCCAAAAUUCAUCUAAAAUGAGCCCCAGUGCCCUUACAUCCCUUGAUAUAUGUCUGCAAGAGCUUUUCAACGAGAAUAUCACAUCCAAGAUCCUCCGUGCCGCCGACAGGUGUCUCGGAAACAACAAUCCCAUAACUGCAUAUCCAGAAUAUGUACCGCAGUCUGGCCCCGAUGCUGGAAAGUACUAUUGCCGCGAAGCAGAUUUCUGGACAUGCGGCUUCUUCCCCGGCUCGAUCUACCUUCUCAUCGAACGACUCAUCAAGUUUCCCCAGACCACAGGCCUAUCGGGGAGCACUUCUCUUGUUUUAAAAAAGUUCCGCGAGUUAGGCGAGACUUGGUCCGAGCCCAUUCAUGCGAUGAGUCUCCGUACCGACACACACGACAUGUCCUUCAUAAUCCAGCCAUCAAUGCGACCCCGCUGGGAGCUCUUCCACGACGAAAAAGCACUUUCAACCAUAACCACUGCCGCUGAAAGUCUUUACACGCGCUAUAGUCCUAAAGUUGGCGCGAUUCGUUCUUGGGACCAGUUGACGCAGAAGGGAGUCAACAUCACAUCCAUGGACCGGGAUUUCCUAGUCAUCAUCGAUUCAAUGUGCAACUUAGAUCUUCUCUAUUAUGCAGCAGCGCAUACCGGCAAUGAACGGUUCUCAGAAGCUGCAACAGCGCAUGCGCAUAAGCUCCUAGGAGCCCAUCUGCGCCACGAGACAGGGAUCUACUCCCACCGUGACGGGUAUGAAGGUCCUCUAUUCAGCACAGUCCAUGUCACCAACUUCGAUCCGUCGACUGGUGAUUUUAAAGAGUCUCGUACUGGCCAGGGGUACGCGAAAGAUUCGACUUGGGCACGUGGUCAGGCGUGGAGCAUCCUUGGUUAUGCGCAGACUUUCCAGUGGACGGGUCAUCAAGAGUUUCUCACUGCUGCUUGUGGACUGGCGGAAUACUUUCUUCUUCGACUGGAGAAGUCUCCAGACUGCGUUGAACGAAAGCUUCCAAUCGAUUCUGAGAAUAAGAGUUUGCCAUCAUGCACAUGUGUCCACGGACGUUUUGUUCCGCUCUGGGAUUUCGACGCUCCCAUCGACGAGACGAAUCCUCUUCGCGAUUCAUCAGCAGGUACCAUUGCGGCAAAUGGCAUGUUGAUUUUGGCGCAGAGUCUUCUUGCUCGUGGUGAAUAUGACAAGGGAAAUAGGUAUCUCACCUCCGCUAUUUUAUUGAUUGAAGAUGCCCUUGCUUUCUCCCUGGCUGAGACGGCCUGUAUGAAAAUACAGGGAGAUCGAGUAACUGUUGAAGAUACACAGCCUGGUGCAAGCUUUGAUGCCAUUCUGAAAAAUGCGACCGCGAAUUACAAUGCUCUUGACCAUCGCCGCUACUGGGAUCAUGGACUGGUAUAUGGCGAUUACUACUUGAUCGAAUUUGGAAACCGGUUGCUUCGUAUGGGUCUUGUCUGA
Molecule: messenger RNA, 1551 nt
Organism: Penicillium argentinense
Lineage: Eukaryota; Fungi; Ascomycota; Eurotiomycetes; Eurotiales; Aspergillaceae
Exons: 2
Coding region: 1-1551 (516 amino acids)
Biological process (GO): polysaccharide catabolic process
Molecular function (GO): chondroitin hydrolase activity
Source: RefSeq, a predicted model, not a curated record